ACUAGAAUUUCCAUGAGAAACCGAAAAUAAAACUACCCAGCAAAAUGGUGGCACAUGCCACGUUAUUAAUUCUUCUUCCUUGUCUGGGGAGAAUUGCCUGUGUCCAAGUGUGUCCCCGAGACUUCUAUUACAGCACCGACACCGACAGGUGUGAAAGCUGUGCAGAAUUGUGCCACCAAGCAACGGUCAGAAAAACAGAAAGUACAUGUCGAAGACUGUGUCCCGUAGGAGACACAGAAGUAACAAAGACGUCCUUGACACUGAAGAAAGCGUUACAUGGCAACAACACGCCAUCAGUGAACAAACUGAACUCAACUGAAGAACGGUUACCACACACACUGGACGACAGUCAAGUUACCAUAUACACAGUGUGUACGUUAAUGUUGCUCAUCAUGAUCAUGUGCUGUGUAUCGGCUGUACUUCUAAUGUCUGGACGAUAUCCAUCUUGCUGCUGCUGUAAACGAAGAGCACUUUGUUUGAAGUAUCGAAGGACCGGAAGUGGAGAAUUUGAAGAAGUGAAUGCACAGAAGCAGCAUGAUGGUGGGACACUAAUAAUGCAGAUCCCCUUGGGUAAUUAG
This is a messenger RNA of Haliotis rubra (blacklip abalone), 578 nucleotides long. RefSeq lists its product as uncharacterized. The transcript is spliced from 5 exons. The record is from RefSeq and is a predicted model, not a curated record. Bases 45 to 578 code for a protein of 177 amino acids. Lineage: Eukaryota; Metazoa; Mollusca; Gastropoda; Lepetellida; Haliotidae.